AUGCUUUCCAUCACCCCGCCCCAUUCUCCCGCUUUCCAUCACCCCGCCCCAUUCUCCCGCUUUCCAUCACCCCGCCCCAUUCUCCCGCUUUCCAUCACCCCGCCUCAUUCUCCAUUUUUCCAUCACCCCGCCCCAUUCUCCCGCUUUCCAUCACCCUGCCCCAUUUUCACUCUUUCCAUCACCCCGCUCCAUUCUCCCGCUUUCCAUCACCCCGCCCAAUUCUCCCUAUUUCCAUCACCCCUCCCCAUUCUCCCUCUUUCCAUCACCCCGCCCCAUUCUCCCGCUUUCCAUCACCCCGCCCCAUUCUCCCUCUUUCCAUCACCCGGCCUCAUUCUCCCUCUUUCCAUCACCCCGCCCCAUUCUCCCGCUUUCCAUCACCCCACCCCAUUCUCCCGCUUUCCAUCACCCCGUCCAAUUCUCCCUCUUUCCAUCACCCCGCCCCAUUCGCCCGCUUUCCAUCACCCCGCCCCAUUCUUCCUCUUUCCAUCUCCCCGCCCCAUUCUCCCUCUUUCCAUCACCCCGCCCCAUUCUCCCGAUUUCCGUCACCCCGCCCCAUUCUCCCUCUUUCCAUCACCCCGCCCCAUUCUCCCGAUUUCCGUCACCCCGCCCCAUUCUCCCUCUUUCCAUCACCCCGCCCCAUUCUUCCUCUUUCCAUCUCCCCACCCCAUUCUCCCUCUUUCCAUCACCCCGCCCCAUUCUCCAUCUUUCCAUCACCCCGCCCCAUUCUCCCUCUUUCCAUCACCCCGCCCCAUUCUCCCGAUUUCCGUCACCUCGCCCCAUACUCCCUCUUUCGAUCACCCCGCCCCAUUCUCCCGAUUUCCGUCAUCCUGCCCCAUUCUCCCUCUUUCCAUCAUCCCGCCCUAUUCUCCCUCUUUCCAUCACCCCGACCCAUUCUCCCGCUUUCCAUCACCCCGCCCCAUUCUCCCUCUUUCCAUCACACCGCCCCAUUCUCCCGCUUUCCAUCACCCCGCCCCAUUCUCCCUCUUUCCAUCACCCGGCCCCAUUCUCCCUCUUUCCAUCACCCCGCCCCAUUCUCCCGCUUUCCAUCACCCCGCCCCAUUCUCCUGCUUUCUAUCUCCCCGCGCCAUUCUCCCUCUUUCCAUCACCCCGCCCCAUUCUCCCGCCUUCCAUCACCCCGCCCCAUUCUCCAUCUUUCCAUCACCCUGCCCAAUUCUCCCCCUUUCCAUCACCCCGCCCCAUUCUCCCGCCAUACAUCACCCCGCCCCAUUCUCCCUUUUUCCAUCACCCCGCCCCAUUCUCUCGCUUUCCAUCACCCCGCCCCAUUUUCCCGAUUUCCAUAACCCCACCCCAUUCUCCCGCUUUCCAUCACCCCGCCCCAUUCUCCCGCUUUCCAUCAUUCCGCCCCAUUCUCCUGCUUUCCAUCACCCCGCCCCAUUCUCCCGCUUUCCAUCACCCCGCCCCAUUCUCCCGCUUUCCAUCACCCCGCCCCAUUCUCCCGCUUUCCAUCACCCCGCCUCAUUCUCCAUUUUUUCCAUCACCCCGCCCCAUUCUCCCGCUUUCCAUCACCCUGCCCCAUUUUCACUCUUUCCAUCACCCCGCUCCAUUCUCCCGCUUUCCAGCACCCCGCACAAUUCUACCUAUUUCCAUCACCCCUCCCCAUUCUCCCUCUUUCGUUCACCCCGCCCCAUUCUCCCGCUUUCCAUCACCCCGCCCCAUUCUCCCUCUUUCCAUCACCCGGCCUCAUUCUCCCUCUUUCCAUCACCCUGCCCCAUUCUCCCGCUUUCCAUCACCCCACCCCAUUCUCCCGCUUUCCAUCACCCCGUCCCAUUCUCCCUCUUUCCAUCACCCCGCCCCAUUCGCCCGCUUUCCAUCACCCCGCCCCAUUCUUCCUCUUUCCAUCUCCCCGCCCCAUUCUCCCUCUUUCCAUCACCCCGCCCCAUUCUCCCGAUUUCCGUCACCCCGCCCCAUUCUCCCUCUUUCCAUCACCCCGCCCCAUUCUUCCUCUUUCCAUCUCCCCACCCCAUUCUCCCUCUUUCCAUCACCCCGCCCCAUUCUCCAUCUUUCCAUCACCCCGCCCCAUUCUCCCUCUUUCCAUCACCCCGCCCCAUUCUCCCGAUUUCCGUCACCUCGCCCCAUACUCCCUCUUUCGAUCACCCCGCCCCAUUCUCCCGAUUUCCGUCAUCCUGCCCCAUUCUCCCUCUUUCCAUCAUCCCGCCCUAUUCUCCCUCUUUCCAUCACCCCGACCCAUUCUCCCGCUUUUCAUCACCCCGCCCCAUUCUCCCUCUUUCCAUCACACCGCCCCAUUCUCCCGCUUUCCAUCACCCCGCCCCAUUCUCCCUCUUUCCAUCACCCGGCCCCAUUCUCCCUCUUUCCAUCACCCCGCCCCAUUCUCCCGCUUUCCAUCACCCCGCCCCAUUCUCCCGCUUUCCAUCACCCCGUCCCAUUCUCCCUCUUUCUAUCACCUUGCCCCAUUCGCCUGCUUUCCAUCACCCCGCCCCAUUCUUCCUCUUUCCAUCUCCCCGCCCCAUUCUCCCUCUUUCCAUCACCCCGCCCCAUUCUCCCGAUUUCCGUCACCCCGCCCCAUUCUCCCUCUUUCCAUCACCCCGCCCCAUUCUCCCGAUUUCCGUCAUCCUGCCCCAUUCUCCCACUUUCCAUCACCCCGCCCCAUUCUCCCUCUUUCCAUCACCCCGACCCAUUCUCCCGCUUUCCAUCACCCCGCCCCAUUCUCCCUCUUUCCAUCACCCCGCCCCAUUCUCCCGCUUUCCAUCACCCCGCCCCAUUCUCCCGCUUUCCAUCACCCCGCCCCAUUCUCCCUCUUUCCAUCACCCCGCCCCAUUCUCCCGCUUUCCAUCACCCCGCCCCAUUCUCCCGCUUUCCAUCACCCCGCCCCAUUCUCCCUCUUUCCAUCACCCCGCCCCAUUCUCCCGAUUUCCGUCACCCUGCCCCAUUCUCCCUCUUUCCAUCACCCCGCCCCAUUCUCCCGAUUUCCGUCACCCCGCCCCAUUCUCCCUCUUUCCAUCACCCCGCCCCAUUCUUCCUCUGUCCAUCUCCCCGCCCCAUUCUCCCUCUUUCCAUCACCCCGCCCCAUUCUCCCUCUUUCCAUCACCCCGCCCCAUUCUCCCUCUUUCCAUCACCCCGCCCCAUUCUCCCGAUUUCCGUCACCUCGCCCUAUUCUCCCUCUUUCCAUCACCCCGCCCCAUUCUCCCGAUUUCCGUCAUCCUGCCCCAUUCUCCCUCUUUCCAUCACCCCGCCCCAUUCUCCCUCUUUCCAUCACCCCGACCCAUUCUCCCGCUUUCCAUCACCCCGCCCCAUUCUCCCUUUUUCUAUCACCCCGCCCCAUUCUCCCGCUUUCCAUCACCCCGCCCCUUUCUCCCUCUUUCCAUCACCCCGCCCCGUUCUCCCGCUUUCCAUCACCCCACCCCAUUCUCCCGCUUUCCAUCACCCCGCCCCAUUCUCCCGCUUUCCAUCACCCGCCCCAUUCUCCCGCUUUCCAUCACCCCGCCCCAUUCUCCCUCUUUCCAUCACCCCGCCCCGUUCUUCCGCUUUCCAUCACCCCGCCCCAUUCUCCCGCUUUCCAUCACCCCGCCCCAUUCUCCCGCUUUCCAUCACCCCGCCCCAUUCUCCCGCUUUCCAUCACCCCGCCCAAUUCUCCCUCUUUCCAUCACCCCUCCCCAUUCUCCCUCUUUCCAUCACCACGCCCCAUUCUCCCGAUUUCCAUCACCCCGCCCCAUUCUCCCUCUUUCCAUUACCCCGCCCCAUUCUCCUGCUUUCCAUCACCCCGCCCCAUUCUCCCUCUUUCCAUCAUCCCGCCCCAUUCUCCCGCUUUCUAUAACCCCACCCCAUUCUCCCGCUUUCCAUCACCCUGCUCCAUUCUCCCGCUUUCCAUCACCCCGCCCAAUUCUCCCGCUUUCCAUCACCCCUCUCCAUUCUCCCUCUUUCCAUCUCCCCGCCCCAUUCUCCCUCUUUCCAUCACCCCGUCCAACUCUCCCUCUUUCCGUCACCCCGCCCCAUUCUCCCUGUUUCCAUCACCUCGCCCCAUUCUCCCUCUUUCCAUCUCCCCACCCCAUUCUCCCCCUUUCCAUCACCCCGCCCCAUUCUCCCUCUUUCCAUCACCCCGCCCCAUUCUCCCGCCUUUCAUCACCCCGCCCCAUUCCUCUCGCUUUCCAUCACCCCGCCCAAUUCUCCCGCUUUCCAUCACCCUGCCCCGUUCUAACGCUUUCCAUCACCCCUCCCCGUUCUCCCUCUUUCCAUCACCCCGCCCCAUUCUCCCGCUUUCCAUCACCCCGCCCCAUUCUCCCUCUUUCCAUCACCCCGCCCCAUUCUCCCGCCUUUCAUCACCCCGCCCCAUUCUCCCGCUUUCCAUCACCCCGCCCAAUUCUCCCGCUUUCCAUCACCCCGCCCCAUUCUCCCGCCUUCCAUCACCCCGCCCCAUUCUCCCUCUUUCCAUCACCCCGCCCCAUUCUCACGCUUUCCAUCACCCCGCCCCAAUCUCCCUCUUUCUAUCACCCCGCCCCAUUCUCCCACUUUCCAUCACCCCGCCCCAUUCUCCCUCUAUCCAUCACCCCGCCCCAUUCUCUCGCUUUCCAUCACCCCGCCUUAUUCUCCCGUUUUCCAUCACCCCGCCCCAUUCUCCCGAUUUCCAUCACCCCGCCCCAUUCUCUCGCUUUCCAUCACCCCGCCCCAUUCUUCCGAUUUCCAUCACCCCGCCCCAUUCUCCCGCUUUCCACCACCCUGCCCCAUUCUCACUCUUUCCAUCACCCCUCCCCAUUCUCCCUCUUUCUAUCACCCUGCCCCAUUCUCCUGCUUUCUAUCUCCCCGCCCCAUUCUCCCUCUUUCCAUCACCCUGCCCCAUUCUCCCGCCUUCCAUCACCCCGCCCCAUUCUCCAUCUUUCCAUCACCCUGCCCAAUUCUCCCCCUUUCCAUCACCCUGCCCCAUUCUCCCGCGAUCCAUCAACCCGCCCCAUUCUCCCUCUUUCCAUCACCCCGCCCCAUUCUCUCGCUUUCCAUCACCGCGCCCCAUUUUCCCAAUUUCCAUCACCCCGCCCCAUUCUCCCGCUUUCCAUCACCCUGCCCCAUUCUCCUGCUUUCCAUCACCCCGCCCCAUUCUCCCGCUUUCCAUCACCCCGCCCCAUUCUCCCGCUUUCCAUCACCCGCCCCAUUCUCCCGGUUUCCAUCACCCCGCCCCAUUCUCCCGCUUUCCAUCACCCCGCCCCAUUCUCCCGCUUUUCAUCACCCCGCCCCAUUCUCCCGCUUUCCAUCACCCCGCCCCAUUCUCCCGCUUUCCAUCACCCCGCCCCAUUCUCCCGCUUUCCGUCACCCCGCCCCAUUCUUCCGCUUUCCAUUACCCCGCCCCAUUCUCCCGCUUUCCAUCACCCCGCCCCAUUCUCUCGCUUUCCAUCACUUUGCCCCAUUCUCCCGCUUUCAAUCACCCCGUCUCUUUCUUCCUCUUUCCAUCACCCCGCCCCAUUCUCCCGCUUUCCAUCACCCCGCCCCAUUCUCCCGCUUUCCAUCACCCCGCCCCAUUCUCCCGCUUUCCAUCACCCCGCCCCAUUCUCCCGCUUUCCAUCACCCCGCCCCAUUCUCACUCUUUUAAUCACCCGCUCCUUUCUCCCUCUUUCCAUUACCCCACCCCAUUCUCCCUCUUUCCAUCACCCCGCCCCAUUCUCCCGCUUUACAUCACCCCGCCCCAUUCUCCCGCUUUCCAUCACCCGCCCCAUUCUCCCGCUUUCCAUCACCCCGCCCCAUUCUCCCGCUUUCCAUCACCCCGCCCCAUUCUCCCGCUUUCCAUCACCCCGCCCCAUUCUCCCGGUUUCCAUCACCCCGCCCCAUUCGUCCGCUUUCCAUCACCCCGCCCCAUUCACCCCGCCCCAUUCUCCCUCUUUCCAUCAACCCGCCCCAUUCUCCCGCUUUUCUUCACCCCGCCCCAUUCUCCCUCUUUCCAUCACCCCACCCCAUUCUUCCGCUUUUCAUCACCCUGCCCCAUUCUUCCUCUUUCCAUCACCCCACCCCAUUCCCCCUCUUUCCAUCAGCCCGCCCCAUUCUCCCGCUUUUCUUCACCCCGCCCCAUUCUUCCGCUUUUCAUCACCCCGCCCCAUUCUCCCGCUUUCCAUCACCCCGCCCCAUUCUCCCGCUUUCGAUCACCCCGCCCCAUUCUCCCUCUUUCCAUCACCCUGCCCCAUUCUCCCUCUUUCCAUCACCCCACCCUAUUCUCCCUCUUUCCAUCACCCCGCCCCACUCUCCCGCUUUCCAUCACCCCACCCCUUUCUCCCGCGUUCCAUCACCCCGCCCCAUUCUCCCGCUUUCCAUCACCCCGCCCCAUUCUCCCGCUUUCCAUCACCCCGGCCAUUUCUCCCGCUUUCCACCACCCUGCCCCAUUCUCCCGCUUUCCACCACCCUGCCCCAUUCUCCCGCUUUCCAUCACCCCGCCCCAUUCUCCCGCUUUCCAUCACCCCGCCCCAUUCUCCCGCUUUCCACCACCCCGCCCCAUUUUCAAGCUUUCCAUCACCCCGCCCCAUUCUCCUGCUUUCCAUCACUGCGCCCCAUUCUCCCGCUUUCCAUCACCUCGCCCCAUUCUCCCGCUUUUCAUCACCCCGCCCCAUUCUCCCGCUUUCCAUCACCCUGGCCCAUUCUCCCGUUUUCCAUCACCCCGCCCCAUUCUCCUACUUUCCAUCACCCCGCCUUAUUCUCCCGCUUUCCAUCACCCCGCCCCAUUCUCCCGCUUUCCAUCACCCCGUCCCAUUCUCCCUCUUUUCGUUACCCCGCCCCAUUCCCCCUCUUUCCACCACCCCGCCCCGUUCUCCCGCUUUCCAUCACCCCGGCCCAUUCUCCCUAUUUCCAUCACCCCGCUCCAUUCUCCCACUUUCCAUCACCCCGCCCCAUUCUCCCGCUUUCUGUCACCCCGCCCCAUUCUCCCGCUUUCCAUCACCCCGCCCCAUUCUCCCUCUUUCCAUCACCCCGCCUCAGUCUCCCUCUUUCCAUCACCCCGCCCCAUUCUCCCGCUUUCCAUCACCCUGCCCCAAUCUCCCGCUUUCCAUCACCCCGCCCCAUUCUCCCUCCUUCCAUCACCCCGCCCCAUUCUCCCGCUUUCCAUCACCCCGCCCCAUUCUCCCGCUUUCCAUCACCCAGCCCCAUUCUCCCGCUUUCCAUCACCCCGCCCCAUUCUCCUGCUUUCCAUCACCCCGCCCCAUUCUCCCGCUUUCCAUCACCCCGCCCCAUUCUCCCUCCUUCCAUCACCCCGCCCCAUUCUCCCGCUUUCCAUCACCCCGCCCCAUUCUCCCUCCUUCCAUCACCCCGUCCCAUUCUCCCUCCUUCCAUCACCCCGCCCCAUUCUCCCGCUUUCCAUCACCCCGCCCCAUUCUCCCGCUUCCCAUAACCCCACCCCAUUCUCCCGCUUUCCAUCACCCCACCACAUUUUCCUGCUUUCUAUUACCCCGCCCCAUUCUCCCUCAUUCCAUCACCCCGCUCCAUUCUCCCGCUUUCCAUCACCCGCCCCAUUCUCCCGCUUCCCAUAACCCCACCCCAUUCUCCCGCUUUCCAUCACCCCGCCACAUUUUCCCACUUUCCAUCACCCCGCCCCCUUCAUCCUUCUUCCAUCACCCCGGCCCAUUCUCCCUUCUUCCUUCACCCCGCCCCAUUCUCCCGCUUUCCAUCACCCUGCCCCAUUCUCCCGCUUUCCAUCACACCGCCCCAUUCUCCCGCUUUCCAUCACCCCGCCCCAUUCUUCCGCUUCCCAUCAUCCCGCCCCAUUCCCCCGCUUUCCAUCACCCCUCCCCAAUCUCCCUCCUUCCAUCACCCCGCCCCAUUCUCCCACUUUCCAUCACCCGCCCCAUUCUCCCGCUUUCCAUCACCUCGCCCCAUUCUCCCGCCCCGCCCCAUUCACCCGCUUUCCAUCACCCCUCCCCUUUCUCCUGCUUUCCAUCUCCCCGCCCCAUUCUCCCGCUUUCCACCACCCCGCCCCAUUCUCCCGCUUUCCAUCAUCCCGCCCCAUACUUCCCCUUCCCAUCAUCCCGCCCCAUUCCCCCGCUUUCCAUCACCCCUCCCCAUUCUCCCUCCUUCUAUCACCCCGCCCCAUUCUCUCGCUUUCCAUCACCCCGCCCCAUUCUCCCGCUUUCCAUCACCCCGACCCAUUCUCCCGCUUUCCAUCACCCCGCCCCAUUCUCCUUCCUUCCAUCACCCCACCCCAUUCUCCCGCUUUCCAUCACCCCGCCCCAUUCUCCCUCCUUCCAUCACCCCGCCCCAUUCUCCCUCAUUCCAUCACCCCGCUCCAUUCUCCCGCGUUCCAUCACCCCGCCCCAUUCUCCCGCUUUCCAUCACCCCGCCACAUUUUCCCACUUUCCAUCACCCCGACCCCUUCUCUCUCCUUCCAUCACCCCGCCCCAUUCUCCCUCUUUCCAUCAGCCCACUCCAUUCUCCCGCUUUCCAUCACCCCGCUCCUUUCUCCCGCUUUCCAUCUCCCCGCCCCAUUCUCCCGCAUUCCAUCACACCGCCCCAUUCUCCCGCUUUCCAUCACCCCGCCCCAUACUUCCGCUUCCCAUCAUCCCGCCCCAUUCCCCCGCUUUCCAUCACCCCGCACCUUUCUCCCGCUUUCCAUCUCCCUGCCCCAUUCUCCCGCUUUCCAUCACCCACCCCAUUCUCCCGCUUUCCAUCACCUCGCCCCAUUCUCCCGCUUUCCAUCACCCCGCCCCAUUCUUCUGCUUUCCAUCACCCCGCCCCAUUCUCCCGCUUUCCAUCACCCAGCCCCAUUCUCCCGCUUUCCAACACCCCGGCCCAUUCUCUCGCUUUCCAUCACCCCGCCCCCUUCUUCCUCCUUCCAUCACCCCGCCCCGUUCUCCCUCCUUCCUUCACCCCGCCCCAUUCUCCCGCUUUCCAUCACCCUGCCCCAUUCUCCCGCUUUCCAUCACCCCGCACCAUUCUGCCGCUUUCCAUCACCCCGCCCCAUUCUCCCGCUUUCCAUCACCCCACCCCAUUCUCCCGCUUUCCAUCACCCCGCGCCUUUCUUCCGCUUUCCAUCACCCGCCCCCUUCUCCCUCCUUCCAUCACCCCGCCCCAUUCUCCCUCCUUCCAUCACCCCGCCCCAUUCUCCCGCUUUCCAUCAGCCCGCCCCAUUCUCCCGCUUUCCAUCACCCCACCCCUUUCUCCCGCUUUCCAUCUCCCUGCCCCAUUCUCCCGCUGUCCAUCACCCCGCCCCAUUCUCCCGCUUUCCAUCACCCCGCCCCAUUCUCCCGCUUCCCAUCAUCCCGCCCCAUUCCCCCACUCUCCAUCACCCCUCCCCAUUCUCCCUCCUUCCAUCACCCCACCCCAUUCUCCCGCUUUCCAUUACACGCCCCAUUCUCCCGCUUUCCAUCCCCUUGCCCCAUCUCCCGCUUUCCAUCACCCCGCCCCAUUCUCCUGCUUUCCAUCACCCCACCCCAUUCACCCACUUUCCAUCACCCGCCCCAUUCUCCCACUUUCCAUCACCCCGCCCCAUUCUCCCACUUUCCAUCACCCCGCCCCAUUCUCCCGCUUUUCAUCACCCCGCCCCAUUCUCCCGCUUUCCAACACCCCGCCCCAUUCUCCCGCUUUCCAUCACCCCGCCCCAUUCUUCCGCUUCCCAUCAUCCCGCCCCAUUCCCCCGCUUUCCAUCACCCCUCCCCAUUCUCCCUCCUUCCAUCACCCCGCCCCUUUCUCCCGCUUUCCAUCUCCCCGCCCCAUUCUCCCGCUUUCCAUCACCCGCCCCAUUCUCCCGCUUUCCAUCACCUCGCCCCAUUCUCCCGCUUUCCAUCACCCCGCCCCAUUCUUCUGCUUUCCAUCACCCCGCCCCAUUCUCCCGCUUUCCAUCACCCUGCCCCAUUCACCCGCUUUCCAUCACCCGCCCCAUUCUCCCGCUUUCCAUCACCCCGCCUCAUUCUCCCGCUUUCCAUCACCCCGCCCCAUUCUCCCGCUUUCCAUCACCCCGCCCCAUUCUCCCGCUUUCCAACACCCCGGCCCAUUCUCUCGCUUUCCAUCAUCCCGCCCCCUUCGUCCUCUUUCCACCACCCCGCCCCGUUCUCCCUCCUUCCUUCACCCCGCCCCAUUCUCCCUCUUUCCAUCACCUUGCCCCAUUCUCUUGUUUCCAUCACCCCGCACCAUUCUCCUGCUUUCCAUCACCCCGCCCCAUUCUCCCGCUUUCCAUCACCCCGCCCCAUUCUCCCUCCUUCCAUCACCCCGCGCCAUUCUUCCGCUUUCCAUCACCCCGCCCCCUUCUCCCUCCUUCCAUCACCCCGCCCCAUUCUCCCUCCUUCCAUCACCCCGCCCCAUUCUCCCGCUUUCCAUCCGCCCGCCCCAUUCUCCCGCUUUCCAUCACCCCGCCCCUUUCUCCCGCUUUCCAUCUCCCUGCCCCAUUCUCCCGCUUUCCAUCACCCCGCCCCAUUCUCCCGCUUUCCAUCACCCCGCCCCAUUCUCCCGCUUCCCAUCAUCCCGCCCCAUUCCCCCGCUUUCCAUCACCCCUCCCCAUUCUCCCUCCUUCCAUCACCCCGCCCCAUUCUCCCGCUUUCCAUUACACGCCCCAUUCUCCCGCUUUCCAUCACCUCGCCCCAUCUCCCGCUUUCCAUCACCCCGCCCCAUUCUCCUGCUUUCCAUCACCCCGCCCCAUUCACCCACUUUCCAUCACCCGCCCCAUUCUCCCGCUUUCCAUCACCCCGCCCCAUUCUCCCACUUUCCAUCACCCCGCCCCAUUUUCCCGCUUUCUAUCACCCUGCCCCAUUCUCACGCUUUCCAUCACCCUGCCCCAAUCUCCCGCAUUCCAUCACCCCGCCCCAUUCUCCCUCCUUCCAUCACCCCGCCCCAUUCUCCCGCUUUCCAUCACCCCGCCCCAUUCUCCCGCUUUCCAUAACCCCGCCCCAUUAUCCCUCCUUCCAUCACCCGCCCCGUUCUCCCUCCUUCCAUCACCCCGCCCCUUUCUCCCUCCUUCCAUCACCCCGCCCUAUUCUCCCACUUUCCAUCACCCCGCCCCAUUCUCCCGCUUUCCAUCACCCCGCCCCAUUCUCCCUCCUUCCAUCACACCGCCCCAUUCUCCCGUUUUCCAUCACCCCGCCCCAUUCUCCCUCCUUCCAUCACCCCGCCCCAUUCUCCCGCUUUCCAUCACCCCGCCCCAUUCUCCCUCCUUCCAUCACCCUGCCCCAUUCUCCCGCUUUCCAUCACCCCGCGCUAUUCUCCCUCCUUCCAUCACCCCGCCCCAUUCUCCCGCUUUCCAUCACCCCGCCCCAUUCUCCCGCUUCCCAUAACCCCACCUCAUUCUCCCGCUUUCCAUCACCCCGCCACAUUCUCACGCUUUCCAUCACCCCGCCCCAUUCUCCUUCCUUCCAUCACCCCGCCCCAUUCUCCCACUUUCCAUCACCCCGCUCCAUUCUCCCGCUUUCCAUCACGCCGCCCCUUUCUCCCUCCUUCCAUCACCCCGCCCCAUUCUCCCUCCUUCCAUCACCCCGCCCCUUUCUCCCUCCUUCCAUCACCCCGCCCUAUUAUCCCUCCUUCCAUCACCCGCCCCGUUCUCCCUCCUUCCAUCACCCCGCCCCUUUCUCCCUCCUUCCAUCACCCCGCCCUAUUCUCCCGCUUUCCAUCAGCCCGCCCCAUUCUCCCGCUUUCCAUCACCCCGCCCCAUUCUCCUGCUUUCCAUCACCCCGCCCCAUUCUCCCGCUUUCCAUCACCCCGCCCCAUUCUCCCGCUUUCCAUCACCCCGCCCCAUUCUCCCGCUUUCCGUCACCCCGCCCCAUUCUCCCGCUUUCCAUCACCCCGCCCCAUUCUCCCGCUUUCCAUCACCCCGCCCCAUUCUCCCGCUUUCCAUCUCCCCGCCCCAUUCUCCCUCCUUCCAUCACCCCGCCUCAUUCUACCUCCUUCCAUCACCCCGCCCCAUGCUCCCGCUUUCCAUCACCCCGCCCCAUUCUCCUACUUUCCAUCACCCCGCCCCAUUCUCCCUCCUUCCAUCACCCCGCCCCAUUCUCCCGCUUUCCAUCACCCCGCCCCAUUCUCCCUCCUUCCAUCACCCUGCCCCAUUCUCCCGCUUUCCAUCACCCCGCGCUAUUCUCCCUCCUUCCAUCACCCCGCCCCAUUCUCCCGCUUUCCAUCACCCCGCCCCAUUCUCCCGCUUCCCAUAACCCCACCUCAUUCUCCCGCUUUCCAUCACCCCGCCACAUUCUCACGCUUUCCAUCACCCCGCCCCAUUCUCCUUCCUUCCAUCACCCCGCCCCAUUCUCCCACUUUCCAUCACCCCGCUCCAUUCUCCCGCUUUCCAUCACGCCGCCCCUUUCUCCCUCCUUCCAUCACCCCGCCCCAUUCUCCCUCCUUCCAUCACCCCGCCCCUUUCUCCCUCCUUCCAUCACCCCGCCCUAUUAUCCCUCCUUCCAUCACCCGCCCCGUUCUCCCUCCUUCCAUCACCCCGCCCCUUUCUCCCUCCUUCCAUCACCCCGCCCUAUUCUCCCGCUUUCCAUCAGCCCGCCCCAUUCUCCCGCUUUCCAUCACCCCGCCCCAUUCUCCUGCUUUCCAUCACCCCGCCCCAUUCUCCCGCUUUCCAUCACCCCGCCCCAUUCUCCCGCUUUCCAUCACCCCGCCCCAUUCUCCCGCUUUCCGUCACCCCGCCCCAUUCUCCCGCUUUCCAUCACCCCGCCCCAUUCUCCCGCUUUCCAUCUCCCCGCCCCAUUCUCCCUCCUUCCAUCACCCCGCCUCAUUCUACCUCCUUCCAUCACCCCGCCCCAUGCUCCCGCUUUCCAUCACCCCGCCCCAUUCUCCUACUUUCCAUCACCCCGCCCCAUUCUCCCUCCUUCCAUCACCCCGCCCCAUUCUCCCGCUUUCCAUCAGCCCACCCCAUUCCCCCGCUUUCCAUCUCCCUGCCCCAUUCUACCUCCUUCCAUCACCCUGCCCCAUGCUCCCACUUUCCAUCACCCCGCCCCAUUCUCCCUCCUUCCAUCACACCGCCCCAUUCUCCCGCUUUCCAUCACCCCGGCCCAUUCUCCCGCUUUCCAUCACCCCGCCCCAUUCUCCCUCCUUCCAUCACACCGCCCCAUUCUCCCGCUUUCCAUCACCGCGCCCCAUUCUCCCACUUUCCAUCACCCCGCCCCAUUCUCCCCCCGCCCCAUUCUCCCGCUUUCCAUCACCCCGCCCCAUUCUCCCGCUUUCCAUCACCCCGCCCCAUUCUCCCGCUUUCCAUCACCCCGCCCCAUUCUCACGCUUUCCAUCACCCCGCCCCAUUCUCCCGCUUUCCGUCACCCCGCCCCUUUCUCCCGCUUUCCAUCACCCCGCCCCAUUCUCCCGCUUUCCAUCACCCCGCCCCAUUCUCCCGCUUUCCAUCUCCCCGCCCCAUUCUCCCUCCUUCCAUCACGCUGCCUCAUUCUAUCUCCUUCCAUCACCCCGCCCCAUGCUCCCGCUUUCCAUCACCCCGCCCCAUUCUCCCACUUUCCAUCACCCCGCCCCAUUCUCCCUCCUUCCAUCACCCCGCCCCAUUCUCCCGCUUUCCAUCAGCCCACCCCAUUCUCCCGCUUCCCAUCUCCCCGCCCCAUUCUACCUCCUUCCAUCACCCCGCCCCAUGCUCCCACUUUCCAUCACCCCGCCCCAUUCUCCCGCUUUCCAUCACCCCGCCCCAUUCUCCCUCCUUCCAUCACACCGCCCCAUUCUCCCCCCGCCCCUUUCUCCCGCUUUCCAUCUCCCUGCCCCAUUCUCCCGCUUUCCAUCAACCCGCCCCAUUCUCCCGCUUUCCAUCACCCCGCCCCAUUCUCCUGCUUCCCAUCAUCCCGCCCCAUUCCCCCGCUUUCCAUCACCACUCCCUAUUCUCCCUCUUUCCAUCACCCCUCCCCAUUCUACCUCUUUCCAUCACCCCGCCCCCCACUCUCCCUCUUUCCAUCACCCCGCCCCAUUCUCCCGCUUUCCAUCACCCCGCCCCAUUCUCCCUCUUUCUAUCACCCCGCCCCAUUCUCCCGCUUUCCAUUACCCCACCCCAUUCACCCGCUUUCCAUCACCCCGCACUAUUCUUCUGCUUUCCAUCACCCCGCCCCAUUCUCCCGCUUUCCAUCACCCCGCCCCAUUCUCCCUCCUUCCAUCACCCUGCCCCAUUCUCCCGCUUUCCGCCACCCCGCCCCAUUCUCCCGCUUUCUAAAACCCCGCCCCAUUCUCCCGCUUUCCAUCAACCCGCCACAUUCUUCCACUUUCCAUCACCCCGCCCCAUUCUCCCUCCUUCCAUCACCCCGCCCCAUUCUCCCGCUUUCCAUCAGCCCGCCCCAUUCUCCCUCCUUCCAUCACCCCGCCCCUUUCUCCCGCUUUCCAUCAGCCCGCCCGAUUCUCCCGCUUUCCAUCACCCCGCCCCAUUCUCCCGCUUUCCAUCACCCCGCCCCAUUCUCCCGCUUUCCAUCACCCCGCCCCAUUCUCCCUCCUUCCAUCACCCCGCCCCAUUCUCCCACUUUCCAUCACCACGCCCCAUUCUCCCUCCUUCCAUCACCCCGCCCAAUUCUCCCUCCUCCCAUCACCCUGCCCCAUUCUCCCGCUUCCCAUAACCCCACCCCAUUCUCCCGCUUUCCAUCACCCUGCCACAUUCUCCCACUUUCCAUCACUCCGCCCCCUUCUCUCUCCUUCGAUCACCCUGCCCCAUUCUCCCGCUUUCCACCACCCCGCCCCAUUCUCCCGCUUUCCAUCACCCCGCCCCAUUCUCCCGCUUUCCAUCACCCCACCCCAUCCUCCCACCUUCUAUCACCCCGCCCCAUUCUCCCUCCUUCCAUCACCCCGCCCCAUUCUCCCGCUUUCCAUCACCUCGCCCCAUUCUCACGCUUUCCAUCACCCCGCCCCGUUCUCCCGCUUUCCAUCACCCCGCCCAAUUCUCCCGCUUUCCAUCACCCCGCCCCAUUCUCCCGCUAUCCAUCACCCCGCCCAAUUCUCCCGGUUUCCAUCACCCCGCCCCAUUCCCCUGCUUUCCAUCACCCCGCCCCAUUCUCCCGCUUUCCAUCACCCCGCCCCAUUCUCACGCUUUCCAUCACCCCGCCCAAUUCUCCCGCUUUCCAUCACCCCGCCCCAUUCUCCUGCUUUCCAUCACCCCGCCCCAUUCUCCCUCUUUCCAUCACCCCGCCCCAUUCUCCCUCCUUCCAUCACCCCGCCCAAUUCUCCGCUUCCCAUAACCCCAGCCCCAUCUCCCGCUUUCCAUCACCCCGCCACAUUCUCCCACUUUCCAUCACCCCGCCCCAUUCUCCCUCCUUCCAUCACCCCGCCCUAUUCUCCCUCCUUCCAUCACCCCACCCCAUUCUCCCGCUUUCCAUCUCCCCGCCCCAUUCUCCCGCUUUCCAUCACCCUGCCCCAUUCUCCCGCUUUCCAUCACCCCGCCCCAUUCUUCCGCUUCCCAUCAUCCCGCCCCAUUCCCCCGCUUUCCAUCACCCCUCCCCAUUCUCCCUCCUUCCAUCACCCCGCCCCAUUCUCCGCUUUCCAUCACCCGCCCCAUUCUCCUGCUUUCCAUCACCUCACCCCAUUCUCCCGCUUUCCAUCACCCCGCCUCAUUCUUCCGCUUUCCAUCACCCCGCCCCAUUCUCCCGCUUUCCAUCACCCCGCACCAUUCACCCGCUUUCCAUCACCCGCCCCAUCUCCCGCUUUCCAUCAACCCGCCCCAUUCUCCCGCUCUCCAGCACCCCGCCCCAUUCUCCCGCUUUUCAUCAGCCCGCCCCAUUCUCCCGCUUUCCAACACCCCUCCCCAUUCUCCUGCUUUCCAUCACCCCGCCCCAUUCUCCCGCUUUCCAUCACCCCGCCCCAUUGUCCCGCUUUCCAUCACUCUGCCCCAUUCUCCCGCUUUCCAUCACCCCGCCUCAUUCUUCCGCUUUCCAUCACCCCGCCCCAUUCUCCCGCUUUCCAUCACCCCGCACCAUUCACCCGCUUUCCAUCACCCGCCCCAUCUCCCGCUUUCCAUCAACCCGCCCCAUUCUCCCGCUCUCCAGCACCCCGCCCCAUUCUCCCGCUUUUCAUCAGCCCGCCCCAUUCUCCCGCUUUCCAACACCCCUCCCCAUUCUCCUGCUUUCCAUCACCCCGCCCCAUUCUCCCGCUUUCCAUCACCCCGCCCCAUUGUCCCGCUUUCCAUCACUCUGCCCCAUUCUCCCGCUUUCCAUCACCCCGCCCCAUUCUCCCGCUUUCCAUCACCCCGCCCCAUUCUCCCUCCUUCCAUCACCCCGCCCCAUUCUCUCGCUUUCCAUCACCCCGCCCCAUUCUCCCGCUUUCCAUCACCCAGCCCCAUUCUCCCGCUUUCCAUCACCCCGCCCCAUUUUCCCGCUUUCCAUCACCCCGCCCGAUUCUCCCGCUUUCCAUCACCCCGCCCCAUUCUCCCGCUUUCCAUCAUCCCGUCCCAUUCUCCCGCUUUCCAUCACCCCGCCCCAUUCUCCCUCCUUCCAUCACCCCGCCCCAUUCUCCCGCUUUCCAUCACCCCGCCCCAUUCUCCCUCCUUCCAUCUCCCCGCCCCAUUCUCCCGCUUUCCAUCACCCCGUCCCAUUCUCCCUCCUUUCAUCACCCCGCCCAUUCUCCCUCCUUCCAUCACCCCGCCCCAUUCUCCCGCUUUCCAUCAGCCCGCCCCAUUCUCCCGCUUCCCAUAACCCCGGAUGGAAGGAGGGAGAAUGGGGAGGGGUGAUGGAAAGCGGGAGAAUGGGGCGGGGUGAUGGAAGGAGGGAGAAUGGGACGGGGUGA
Closterium sp. NIES-65 is the source of this 16608-nucleotide messenger RNA. NCBI's taxonomy places the organism in Eukaryota, Viridiplantae, Streptophyta, Zygnematophyceae, Desmidiales, Closteriaceae. The record is from the annotation of a GenBank genome assembly.